Molecule: messenger RNA, 2157 nt
Organism: Eurytemora carolleeae
Lineage: Eukaryota; Metazoa; Arthropoda; Copepoda; Calanoida; Temoridae
Product: zinc finger protein 142
Exons: 2
Coding region: 100-2046 (648 amino acids)
Biological process (GO): regulation of transcription by RNA polymerase II
Cellular component (GO): nucleus
Molecular function (GO): RNA polymerase II transcription regulatory region sequence-specific DNA binding; DNA-binding transcription factor activity, RNA polymerase II-specific
Source: RefSeq, a predicted model, not a curated record
AGAAAAAAAACAUGUUCCGCUGAUGUGAAUUCUUGAUAAAAACCACCCUUCUCUGAGAUAUCAGGGUUGAUUGAACUCCCUGGAAAAUCUGGAUUCAAAAUGGCGGACUGGGAUUAUCCUGCCACCUUGCCUGCAGAACAGAAUCCUUCUCAACAGUGGAGUUAUGUUGGAGCUGGGUUCCCUUGUAAUGAAUGCAGCUACGCUACAACAACUUCUAAAGAGUUAAAGAGACACAAACAAAGAAUGCAUUCUGGGAUUAGACAUCCCUGUGAUGUUUGUGAAUAUUCAACAACAACGUCUAAGGAAUUGAGAAGACACAAAGAAAGAAAACACUCCGGAAUUCGUCAUCACUGUGCAGAGUGUGUAUAUUCUACAAACACCGCCAGAGAGCUAAAACGGCACACGCAGAGAAAACACAUGGGGGCAGAGUUUCCCUGUUACGAAUGUGAGUAUUCUUCCACUACUUUGUCUUGUUUAAAAAGACACGUUCAGAGUAAACAUCUCGGAAUACGACAUCCCUGCUCGGAGUGUGAUUAUACUUCCUCCACGCCGAGAGAAUUGAAAGUACACGUUGAAAAGGUUCAUCUUGGUGUAAGAUAUCCUUGCACCGAGUGUGAUUAUGUAGCAACCGUUGCCAAGGAUUUGAAAAGACACAUUGACUGUAAACAUUUGGGUGUGAGGUAUCCUUGCGAUGAGUGUGAUCAUAUUGCCACGUAUUCAUCUCAAUUAAAGAAACACAAGGAUAUUAAACACCGUGGAGUUAUAUUCCCGUGUCCUGACUGUGACUACACUGCAGUGUGUGCCACAUAUUUAAAGAAUCACAGAGAAAGCAAACAUGAAGGUGUGAGAUAUCCCUGUCUUGAAUGUGAAUAUUCGGCCACCAAACCUUCACAUUUGAAAAGACACCAGCUCGCUGUUCAUCUCGGAAUAACAUAUCCGUGUGAUUUGUGUGAUUAUGUUGCUAAACGUAAGAACGUUUUGAAAGCUCACCAGAGAAGAAAGCAUGGAAAUCUAGAUACUUCGGAAUCUGAUAUUAUGAACCAAUCUUUUCAAGAUGAGGAAGAUGAAGAGGUAGAAGAUGAAGAUGAUUCUAUGUUUCCUAUCAAAUGUGAACCAGAAGAUGCUCUUCCUGAACCUUCAGUUGAUGAAACGGAAGAAACCCAAGAAGAUGAUGAUUACACUGAUCUAGUGCUUCCAAUAACUGAUAUGGUUAAAUCUGAACCCGAACCUGAAAAUGAUCUUGAAAAUGCCAUUUAUGAAGGAUAUAAUGAAGAUAUCAAUAUUAAAGAAGAGAAAGAGGAAGAGAAGGAGGAAGAUCUAAAUCCUGCCGAUUCACUAGACCCGGGUAACUCAAAAGUAACAAAAUUAAAGUACCCCUGUACUGAAUGUGACUACUCGGCCUCCAAAGCAAGAGACUUGAAAAUACACAAGAAGAGUCGACAUCAUGCAGUUCGGUUUCCUUGUAGUCAAUGUGAGUAUUCCACAACCACUUCCAAAGAAUUAAAACGACACAUUGAGAGAAAGCACUUGGGUAUAAAACAUCCAUGUGAUCAGUGUGAGUAUUCCACUAACACCAAUAGGGAACUGAAAAGACAUCAAGUGCGGAAACAUUCAGGGGUAACGCAUCCUUGUGAUGAAUGUGACUAUACAGCGACAAAUAAACCACAGUUGAAAAGACACAAGGAUACAAAACACACUGAGGUAUUGUACCCCUGUACUGAAUGCGAUUAUACAGCAACACAUUUUUCCUACUUAAAAAGACACCGGGAAAGUAAGCAUGACGGUGUGAGGUAUCCAUGUCCAGAAUGUGAUUACUCCGCAACUAAACCGUCACAUUUAAAAAGACACGAAGAAGCGCUUCAUCUUGGAGUAACAUAUCCAUGUACUGAAUGUGAAUACAUUGCUAAGCGUGUAAGUGUUCUCAAAGAGCACAGAUUAAAGAAACAUUCGAUUCAUGACAAUUCAGAGGAUGAUAUUAAUGAUUCUAUAAAUGAUUUUGCCAUGAAAAUGGAACCCAUGACUAUUAAAGAAGAAAAUGCGUGGUAAAAAUAUCCUGAUGUAAAUGGGACUGUUCCUUGAGAUUUAGAUGGAUCUGGUUUUUAAAAUGGAGAAACCGAUGGAAACCUUAUUUGUUAAUAAAUGAUUAUUAUUUGUUCA